AUGGCGACCGUGACGCAGACAGAGACCAGCAGCGUCCCUGCGACCUUUGAGCUGCAGAGCCAACACGAGAGCCCCAGGAACUCGCUCCACGACCCUGAACCCGAGCAUGUGUCGGACAAACCUAGCAAAGCGGAUCUGCUUAGGAUCAUGAGCGUUGCAUUCUCCUUCUUUGUCGCCGGAGUGAAUGAUGGCAGCGUUGGAGCCCUUGUCCCCCAUGUGAUCCGAGAUUACAAUGUUACCACGGCCAUUGUAUCAUCUGUCUACGGAGCUAACUUUAUGGGUUGGUUUCUCGCCGCCUUUUCAAAUACGCAUCUGUGCCAAAUCCUUGAUCUAGGUGCUAUGCUCGCUCUGGGUGCUGGAUUGCAGGUGCUGGCUCAUGCUCUACGGGCCUGGCGACCACCCUUUGCCCUGUUCACUAUCACUUUUAUGCUGGCUAGUCUUGGCCAGGCUUACCAGGAUACACAUGGAAACACCUUUGUUGCGGGCGUAAAAGGAUCGCAUCGAUGGCUCGCGUUCAUCCAUGCAAUGUACAUGGCUGGUUGCCUUGUCGGACCAUUCGUGGCGACCGGUGUUGCUUCAGCCGGAAGUGUAUCGCGAUGGUAUCUCUUCUACAUUUUCCCUCUAGGAAUUGGAGUUCUCAACAUGGCCCUUGUUGCAGUGGCUUUCUGGGACACGAUGGGAAUCAAGAGAAAGCAGCCCGUCACAGAAAGGACACUGGAAGCUGAUGACGAGACCCCUGCUUCAAGAAGUGAGGAUGCCUUCCUCCUGAUGAAGGAGGCGCUGAGGACUAAGAGUGUCUGGCUGAUUAGCCUCUUCUUCUUCUUCUUCCUUGGCGCUACUCUCACGGCUAGCGGAUGGAUUGUUGAGUAUCUCGUUGCCGUUCGCGAUGGAAACAUCAACCAGAUGGGUUUUGUUCCUGCGGGUUUCAGUGGAGGAUCUCUACUUGGAAGAUUGUUUCUGGCUGAACCAACGCACCGCUUUGGGGUCCGGAGGAUGAUUUUCGGCUUCACUAUCAUCAGCAUUGGUCUUCAGAUUUUGUUUUGGCUUGUCCCCAACAUCAUCGCGGCUUCAAUUGCUAUCAGUUUGCUGGGCUUCUUCAUGGGCCCCUACUUCGCUACGCUCUUUGCUCCUCGGAUCCGGUCAACGGCUCUGUCAUUUGUCUUUGUCUUUGCACAACUCGGAGGUUGCCUAUUUCCCAUCAUCACGGGUCUCUUUGCAGCCAGCGCUGGUGUUGCCGUCUUGCAGCCCGUUUUGUGCGGGCUGCUGACCGCCACGGCUGUCACCUGGUUGUUCGUUCCAAUGCCAAAGGAGGGCGAUAACCCAGCCUUGCACCAAGAGUAG
Fusarium vanettenii 77-13-4 is the source of this 1341-nucleotide messenger RNA. RefSeq lists its product as uncharacterized. The record is from RefSeq and is a predicted model, not a curated record. Gene Ontology annotation, molecular function: transmembrane transporter activity. Bases 1 to 1341 code for a protein of 446 amino acids. Lineage: Eukaryota; Fungi; Ascomycota; Sordariomycetes; Hypocreales; Nectriaceae. Gene Ontology annotation, biological process: transmembrane transport. The transcript is spliced from 4 exons. Gene Ontology annotation, cellular component: membrane.